Momordica charantia (bitter melon) is the source of this 1014-nucleotide messenger RNA. Its product is annotated as carboxylesterase SOBER1. The record is from RefSeq and is a predicted model, not a curated record. Gene Ontology annotation, biological process: protein depalmitoylation. Gene Ontology annotation, molecular function: carboxylic ester hydrolase activity; palmitoyl-(protein) hydrolase activity. Gene Ontology annotation, cellular component: cytoplasm. NCBI's taxonomy places the organism in Eukaryota, Viridiplantae, Streptophyta, Magnoliopsida, Cucurbitales, Cucurbitaceae.
CGCCGUUUCCGAAUCUGUCCAACAACUCACCAGUCCCCACUCAGGCAUUUACUGGAGCGGAGAAGACGCGAUGGCCAUGGGAGACCAGCAAUGGCGACUGCAUCUGUAACUCAACAAUUAACCAAGUCCAUCGCACUCUCAGCAGCCACCCUCGGCGCUACCAUUCUGCUAAUUCUAUUUCCUCGCCCCUACAAACCUUCCUUAACCCUAAAUCCCAUGGCGGCUAGAAGCUUCGUCCUCUGGCUUCAUGGAUUGGGAGACUCGGGUCCGGCUAACGAGCCAAUUAAGAAUAUCUUCACUUCCCCUGAGUUCAAGAGCACUUCCUGGUCUUUCCCUUCUGCUCCUUCCAACCCAGUCACGUGUAACUAUGGUGCUGUGAUGCCUUCAUGGUUUGACAUUCAUGAGAUUCCUGUAACUGCUGAUACUCCAAAGGCUGAAAGCUCUGUGCUUGAAGCAGUAAAAAGUGUGCAUGCAAAGAUAGACAAGGUGGUAGAUAGUGGGAUAAAUCCAAAUAAUAUAUUUGUGUGUGGAUUCAGUCAAGGAGGUGCCUUGACGUUAGCCAGUGUUCUGCUAUAUCCAAAAACUCUAGGAGGAGGCGCAGUAUUUAGUGGAUGGGUUCCUUUCGAUUCAACUAUUAUGGACCGAAUACAUCCAGAUGCAAAAAGGACACCAAUUUUAUGGUCUCAUGGAAUUGACGACAGAACCGUAUUGUUCGAAGCUGGGCAAGCUGGGCCACCGUUCCUUGAAAAGGCAGGACUAAACUGUGAAUUUAAGGCUUAUCCCAGUCUCGGCCAUUCGAUAAGCAUAGAGGAGCUCAAACACCUUGAAUCAUGGAUCAAGAGCCGUCUACAAAGUUCUUCCUGAAAACUGUUGCUGGAUCAUCAUAUCAUCAUCCAUUCAUCCUUUCCUUAUCUGGGAAGAUCUUAAUCUUUUCAAUAACUUCCAUAAUUUAAUGAACUCUAGUUGAAUAAAAGUAAUUUGUUUGGAAAAGUAUCACUUUGAAUUUGGGAAGUA